Molecule: messenger RNA, 2551 nt
Organism: Postia placenta MAD-698-R-SB12
Lineage: Eukaryota; Fungi; Basidiomycota; Agaricomycetes; Polyporales; Adustoporiaceae
Exons: 9
Coding region: 1-2487 (828 amino acids)
Cellular component (GO): nuclear inner membrane
Molecular function (GO): chromatin binding
Source: RefSeq, a predicted model, not a curated record
AUGUCCCGCCUCACGGCCGCCCAAGUUAUCGCCAUUGGCGACUACCUCGAACCCGACUUCGAUCCGGCUUCCCUCACCGUCCCGCAGUUACUGGGUAUCUUCGGAUACCACAAUAUCAAUUACCCGUCGCAGUACACCAAGCCGAAGCUUGUACAACUCUUCAGCGACGAAAUCAAGCCCAAAGUGGUGAAAUUGAAAAGAGAAAGAUCCAAGAAAGAGAACAGUCAAGCCAGCGAUGAUGGCAUCAAGGAUGGUGUCACUGGCAGGCCAUUGAAUGAGGGGAAGAGGCAGAUUGUCCGACGUUCGUCAAGGCGGUCUUCCCAGGCCCCAUCUUCCGAUCCUCCUGAACCGGAACAAGCUCCUCCCAAGCGGCGCAGGUCAUCAGCCCAGCCAACGCUAGGCGGACCUUCGAGGCGCAAGACCACGAAACCUACGCAGCCCGUCGUCGUGGAGGAGAGCGAACCGGAAGACGAAAUCGUGGUCCGCAAGGUCGGACGGAGCAAGAAGGGCUCGACGGACGCAGGCAGCCAGGCCCGCAGAGUGUCUCAAGCGUUCCCCGACGAUUCAGGAUGGGAGGAUAACAAUAUAUUCCAAUCUGGCGCCGAAUCGUCUCCAGCCCGUCCUUCGCCUGUCCGUCCGCGUACUCGGCGCUCCAGCGCGAUCCCCAGGCCUGCUGUGAAGUCGCGGAAGUCUAUGUCCGCGCCUCCGCAGUAUGCUUCUGAGAAGGGUAAGGAGCCGGCACAACCAGAGCCAGCGGCAUCAGAAGAGCCAGAGCCUGCGGUAAAGCCACCGUCCAGUAACUUUGAACCUCGCUUGCCUCCUAGCGUUGCAAGGCAGUCUCGGGCUACCACAUCGAGGACGAGAGCAAAGAAGGGCACGCCCGCACCGGAGGCUGCUGCGCCGAGCAGACAAAUAGAAGCUCUUCGCAAUGCUAUAGCAGCUGACGCUGUGGACGUUCCUACGAAAACCGAGCCUCAUGAUCCCCCUAUCACGGAAGAGGAAGAGGAUGAGGACAUCGACGACGAGGCUAUAGACGAGCAAGUGGCUGCAGUAUCACAGCGAAUUUCUGAAGGCGGGCGACCCGUGCAGCGAGAUGUGACGCCAGCCUCCGGUCCUUCUUUCCUCGUCCGUUGUAUCUUGCUGCUGCUUGCUCUGAGCGGUUCUGGUGUCUUGCUUCAAUACAAGCACGAAUCUGCCCGAAUUGGCUUCUGUGACACUGGGAAGGCGACGAACGCCGUCCUCGAGGAUAACAGGGCGCGGUGGUCGGCGAUUGAUAGCUGUAACAGGGAGAAUAGGACAUCGCUUUAUCUAGCGGACUCGACCGCGUCUUAUGUUGAAAUGCCGUCUGAAGAUGGGGCCGAGCAGUGUCCUCCUCUUGCGCUAAUUCCCCUUCCUCACCCGGAGACAUGCACACCCUGCCCUCGACAUGCCACUUGUACGCCAUCCACUAUGACGUGCGACAACGGCUACAUUCUCCGCUCACAUCCCCUCCUCUCCUUACUACCUGUACCUGGAACCUCAUCAUCAUCUUCCCUCUCUUCAGCUGCGCUGAACACCUUCACGCGUCCCGGGAGCUUGCUCUCGCCGAGCGCUGACAUCCCAGAACUCGUGUACUCGGCUAUCUCGUUACUGCUUGACGGUAUUCCUGGGAUUGGACCAGUGGCGCUCGCGCCGCGCUGUGCGGAAGACCCGCGCCGAAGGCGACACAUCGGCGCUUUGGGCAAAGCUAUUGAAGCCAUGCUAGCUGCGGAAAGGGGCCGGCGAAUUUGCGCUGGCAUGGGUGCAGACGGUCCCGAGGGCGAUGAUGCGACCGAGGCGCAACGGUGGGGCCUCGAGCUAGGAAAACUCAAAGACGAUCUGAAGAAGAAGACUGCGCCAAACCUUCUUCCAACGCUGGAUGACACGUUCAAUGAGGCAAUACAGCAGCUCGUUCAGUGGGGCGGCGUCUUCAUCGGCGAAGAUUCAGACGGCAACCGCUACCUUGCACAUCGGACGCCCUCUAUGGGCUGGGAGUGUACUGUCAAAGUCAAGGCACGCGACGCGUGGAUGGAAUGGCGGCGCGCACUCAUUGGCAGCGCGCUCCUGGUUCUCAGCAUGCUCUUCUUUAGGCGCCGGCAGGCCCACAAUGUGGUGGAGAACGAACGCGUAGCAGCGCUCGUCCAGAUCGCGCUCGACCUGCUCCGGAACCAGGAACUCGCGCACCACACGGACCCGGUGACAGCGCCGCAACCGUACCUGUCAUCCCUGCAGCUGCGCGAUCUCAUACUGCAGGACGAGCACUCUGUCGGCAUCCGGCGCCGACUGUGGGAGCGUGUGGAGCGUGUAGUGGAAGGAAACGCUAACGUCAGGACAAACUUGGAAGAAGUUGAAGGUGGCGAUGAGCUGAGGGUAUGGCGCUGGGUCGGUAGCGCCGGCGCGAUCAGUCCUGGAUCAGGUGGCCGGAAGAAUAUGUCCGAGAAGGACCAGAACACGAGAAUUGUUGCCUGAUGGCGGCACAGGUAUGACGAUGUUUUGUAUUAUGAAUUUAUUGACGCCUCUGCUGUUUUCCUUC